This is a messenger RNA of Fusarium keratoplasticum, 1149 nucleotides long. RefSeq lists its product as uncharacterized. The record is from RefSeq and is a predicted model, not a curated record. Bases 1 to 1149 code for a protein of 382 amino acids. The transcript is spliced from 4 exons. Lineage: Eukaryota; Fungi; Ascomycota; Sordariomycetes; Hypocreales; Nectriaceae.
AUGGCUUCCACCAGUGACAUCAAGAUCGCCUCCCUGGCAGCCGGCUUUACGCUUGGCUUCGGCUUGUUGACGGUCUGGGAAGCCAUCAAGCAAACACGACGAAAUCGCAAUCCACUGCGAAGUGCCUACAUCUACAUGCUCUGGGGAGAAAUCGCCGCCAAUCUUAUCAUUGCCAUCAUCGGUUGGAUCUUUCUGGAUGGUAUAAUAUCUCCAACCGUACCGGUCCUCUUUUUCAUCUUGUUCUUCUGGGUCUUUGAGGUCCAGCUGCUCUUGCAGAUCAUCGUCAACCGAAUCUCCAUCAUCGCCGAGCAUCGAUCUACAAUCUUUAAACUCAAAUGGGGCACGGCCUUCAUUAUCACUUGCAUCAACAUCGCCGUCUUUUGUAUCUGGAUACCUGCACACACGGUUCCUCCAGCAAGUCAACUCAUUGUUCGUAUUAAUGAGUACUGGGACCGAAUCUCCAAAGUCCUCAUCCUGCUGGUUGACGCCGGACUCAACUGGUACUUCCUCCGAACUGUUAAGAAGCGCCUUCUCCAGCAACAUCGUCUAAAGAAGUACGAGCCUCUCGUCGGCUUUAACGCGAAGCUCAUGAUUGUUUCCAUUGCCAUGGAUGGCAUGCUCAUCGGACUCAUGUCACUGCCGAACCAAGUCGUCUACAUCCAAUUCCACCCCGUCGCAUACAUGGUCAAGCUCAACAUUGAAAUGUCAAUGGCUUCGCUCAUCACUCGUCUCGCCCGCGGUGAAAACGCCGAUGAAUACUAUCCCUCAAUGUCACAUUCCAACCACGGCGCGAGCGGACAUGAUCCCAGCAACAACCGAACGGGAAACAACCCUUGGGCUCACGGAAAUGGCGUUCAAAUGACGAAUAGGUCCAAGGUGGUUGCUGGGGAUUCUGACGAAGAGGCCGGAGGCCCUAUCAGCCGAGCUGGUCCUGGAUCUGGCAUUCAUCGACGAACGGAUAUUGAAGUCAAGGUGGAGGCCGAUACGAAGACAUAUAAAGUUAGACGAGAUGGAGGAAGAGGACGAGGAUCGGAGAGGGUUGAGGACGAGCUGCCACUGACCUCGGAUACUGGGCAUCCCAGGCAGGUCAUUCGGAUUCAAGAGACCAGUCGUGAUCCUUCCAUGACAAGCACUGAUUCGGGACCUUGA